This is a messenger RNA of Penicillium roqueforti, 1365 nucleotides long. Its product is annotated as acyltransferase family protein. Gene Ontology annotation, cellular component: membrane. Lineage: Eukaryota; Fungi; Ascomycota; Eurotiomycetes; Eurotiales; Aspergillaceae. Gene Ontology annotation, molecular function: acyltransferase activity, transferring groups other than amino-acyl groups. The record is from RefSeq and is a predicted model, not a curated record. The coding region runs from base 1 to 1365 and encodes 454 amino acids. The transcript has 3 exons. Gene Ontology annotation, biological process: polysaccharide biosynthetic process.
AUGGCUAUUGUCGACAAGCAAUCAGCGUCUUACAUCCGUCCGAGUAGCUGGGCAGAUGGUCUGCGAGGAAUUGCCGCAGUUUUUGUGGUCGCGAGCCAUACCUGUCUAUCCUUUGCGACAUAUCUGAUCCCGCCAUCUUUCGCGGAAACAGGAAAGUCUAUUUUGUUUCAGCGGCCGUUCUUUAGACUAGUCAUACAGGGCCAGGCUUGGGUAGCUAUCUUCAUGGUGCUACUCGGGUUCGUGAAUGCCUUAAAACCGCUUCAGCUAGCUCGACGGGGAGCUACAAGCGAUGCUCUUGCUACACUCUCGACAGGCGCCUUCCGGCGCAAGUGGAGACUGGUCUUCCCCGCUGCUCUGAUGACAAUUCUAGCUUGGCUGUUGUGUCAGUUUGGUGUCUACCAAUUGGGUAGAAGGGUAGAUGCAUACUGGCUCAGAGCGACAAGCCCCCAACAAAGUCCAUCUUUGAAAACUGCCGUCGUGGAUCUGAUGCGAGAGAUAGUGGGGACUUGGAUGUACGGAGAAAAUGCCUACGACCAACCCCAAUGGGCACUACUACCCCUUUUCCGUGGCUCCCUAUAUGUAUUCAUGACCCUGUUGGCUCUGGUAAACACUACACCACUGUUCCGCCUCUGUGCGCAAAUGGUCCUAUACACCUAUAGUUGGGCAACUCUGGAUGGUACUGUUGGUACAAAUAUUUUCGCUGGCAUGAUACUAGCGGAACUAUCAUUAUACAACCUGAUGGCCCUCCGGCCACGUCUGCUCUUCAAAUUACUACCCUACGGGCUAGUCACCCUAGGCCUGUACAUCUGCUCGUACCCAGAUCAAUACGCCGAUCAAACCAGAUGGUCUUCCCAGCUUGCAUCGCUUGCCGAAAUCAUCUUCCCACAAGAUGCCAACGUCAGCCGCUACUACGCCAGCCUUGGGGCGCAGAUGAUAUGUCUUGGCGUGAUGCUUUCUUCCUCCAUGCGCCGGAUGCUCUCCCAUCCCGUGCUGAUGUGGCUUGGGUCGAUCAGCUUCCCGCUAUAUCUUAUCCACGGACCGUUAAUGCGAUCUGUUCUGGUUUACCUGCUGUAUCUUCCCAUGGCAAUUGGCUUUGAGCCGGCUUUAAGGGCAGAUGGAACACCAGAUCCGGAGUCUUAUAUUCCAACGCCGAGCCCAUUCCGACUUGGGUUUAUUCUGGUUAUAUUUUUUAUGUUCUUACUCUAUGUUGUUCAGCAGUGGUCGAAGCAUAUAGAGCCGAAGAUGGGUGCACUUACAGCUGCGCUUGAGAGAUUCUCCCGUUCAUGGGGUAAGAGUGCGGCGUGGACUUCGAAAGAGAAGGGAGAGACCUUGCCUAUUGCGUCUGUACGGGAGUUAAAUGUAUAG